AUGACCGAUAAAAUUGAGGUUCAAACUCCUGUCACUAAGGAAGCGAAAACAGAAGACGGUAAAAACGAAGAAAUUGAAAAAGCUUUAGUUGACCCAACAAAGAAAAGAAAAGCUGAAGAUGAAAUUGAAAUCGAUUUGUCCAGUUCGAUCCCUUUAUCUAAGAAACAAAAACGUUUGUUGAGAAGAGGUAAAAUUACAUUGGAAGAAUUAAAUGCCAAAUAUAAUAUUGAUCCUUCCUCUAUUGAAGAAUAUAAGAAUGAAUCUGAAUCAAAGAAAAAUGUUAACAACGUGGGUGACCAAGCUAAGAAUGACAAUGGUGAUGAUGAGGAAGAGGACAAACCAAAGACUAAGAAAAGUGAAAAGGAAAGGAAGUUCAGCGUAUGGAUUGGUAAUUUAUCAUUCGAUACUACUAAAGAAGAAAUCAUAAAAUUUUUUGUAGCUAAGACAAAAUCUGAAGAUAAUGAGGCUUCCCAGGUCACUGAAAAUGAUAUUAUUAGAGUUAAUAUGCCACUAGCUAAGAAUGAUGGUAAGAAAAUCAAGAACAAAGGGUUUUGUUACAUGGACUUUAAAACAAAAGAACAAUUGGAUUCGAUCGUAAAAUUAAGUGAAAAUCAAUUGAAUGGUAGAAACCUGUUGAUUAAGAACUCAAAGGAUUAUGAUGGUAGACCGGACAAGAAUGACUUGGUUUCAAUGUCGAAGAAUCCUCCAUCAAGAAUUUUGUUCGUGGGGAAUCUAUCAUUCGAUACCACAGACGAACUAUUAAGGAAGCAUUUUCAACAUUGUGGUGAAAUAAUUAAAAUACGUAUGGCUACUUUCGAAGAUAGUGGUAAAUGUAAAGGUUUCGCCUUUGUUGAUUUCAAGAAUGAAGAGGGCGCAACUAAUGCCUUAAAGGAUAAAACUUGUAGAAAGAUCGCAGGUAGACCACUUAGAAUGGAAUUUGGUGAAGAUAGAAGUAAAAGACAAGUUAGAAGAAAACCAGACCAAGAGCAAAAACGUACUAUCGAUAUUCCAAAUAAAGAUCCUCAGCUUCAACAACGAGAAAAUAAUCCAGCAAAAUUUAGGACAAGAAAAACUCCAGCUCCACAUCGUAACACAGUUGAUUCUAAUAACAGAAUUAAAAGUAGUAUUGCUUUAAGGUCGGCACAAAGAGCGUCUGCUGCAAUUGUCCCAUCUCAAGGUAAGAAAAUGAAGUUCGAUUAG
This is a messenger RNA of Naumovozyma dairenensis CBS 421, 1200 nucleotides long. RefSeq names its product Nop13p (gene NOP13). NCBI's taxonomy places the organism in Eukaryota, Fungi, Ascomycota, Saccharomycetes, Saccharomycetales, Saccharomycetaceae. The record is from RefSeq and is a predicted model, not a curated record. The transcript has a single exon. Bases 1 to 1200 code for a protein of 399 amino acids. Gene Ontology annotation, molecular function: RNA binding.